UCCGCUGCGUUUACUCACACCGUUGCCGGGCAAAUUUUGUUUUCGGUUCUCCCGAGAUAUCUCCCUCUCGCUCCUCGCUACUGCUGCCCGCUUUAGGGUUCCGAGUGAGGGCGGCUGCGGCGCCUCCAUCCGCCGCGGAAGUUCACCCUUGCGGGCGUCCCCGACCUCCCGCAAGUCUCCGGUCAGGAAUUUCUCGAUCUCUCUGCCGCAUCCCUCUUUUAGUUUCCGUCUCCUGGUCACUUGGCCGGCUGCGAAGUAGCGCCUUCUUCGCUGCAGCGCAGAUCAUCUAGUGCCUGGGGUUGGAUAUUUCGGCCCUUUGGUGAAUGAAUUUUGUUGCAUAAUUUUAAGUAUCGUUAAGGGCAACAGUCAAUUGCAUCCAGCGGUCUAAUUUGCUGAAAGAAACUAUUUGAAAUAGAAGGUUCAGACAUACAGAUAGAUUUCAGCUCACUUUCUGAAAGAAAAAAGGCAAACAUGAACAAGAAGCAUAAAUUUAUCUGGUUCAAACUUCUUGCAUGAAGAAUCUAUAGUGCACUCUUUCAUUCUUAUAUCACAAUGGACUGUAACAAGGAAGAAGCUAUUAGAGCCAAGCAUCUUGCAGAGAAAAAGAUGCAGAACAAAGAUUUUAUGGGGGCACAAAAGAUUGCUCUUAAGGCCCAACAGCUCUUUCCUGACAUUGAGAACAUCUCUCAGAUGUUAACUGUCUGUGAUGUUCAUUGCUCUGCUGGAGCUAGAGUUAAUGGUGAAAUGGAUUGGUACAAAAUUCUCCAAGUGGAGUCAACAUCUGAUGAUUUAUCUAUUAAGAAACAAUAUCGGAAACUUGCUCUUUUGCUACAUCCUGAUAAGAACAAGUUUUCAGGUGCUGAAGCCGCUUUCAAACUAAUUGGAGAAGCACAUAUGGUAUUGUCUGAUCAAGAAAAAAGGCGCCUUUAUGACUUCAAAAGAAAUGCUAACAUUAAAAGUGCCCCUGCAAUGAAGCCUUUUCAGUAUUCAAGGAUGAAUCCUCAUGCCCAAAACAAUCUUAGGACGGUGAAUUCUAGUGGGUUUAAUCAGCCAUCUCCUUUCAGUUCUACCCAGACAUUCUGGACAAUUUGCCCCGUUUGUGGAAUGAGAUACCAGUAUUAUCGAAGCAUUUUAAACAGAGCCCUGCGCUGUCAGAAUUGCUUGAAUACUUUUGUUGCAUAUGAUUUAAAUGCCAAAGUUGUGCCUUCCGCUGGGAACCCAUGGAAUAGUAAUAAAAAUCUAGAGAAAAAGAUUCCAGUUGAGCAAGCUAAUAAUAUAAAUAAACAAAGCCAAUUUAGAAAUACCUCUUCUGACAUGAAGUUUCAGGAGGAUGCUUGUGGAAGAUCAGUAUUCAACCAAGAUUGUGUUGGUGAAACUUUAAACAUGGGAAAGAAUAUUCAUGUGGAUGCUAAGGUUGGGGCAGCUAAUGCAGUAAAUGUCACUGAAGUUGAUAAGGGACAGCAGGCUGCUAAGCCGAAAACUACUAAUGCUAGUAAGAAGAGGAGGAGAAAGGUUGUUUUAGAGUUUAGUGAUGCAGAUGGCAGUGAUAGUGAAGACACAAAAAAUGUGGAUGAUGGGCCUCCUGUAAAGCAGAAUGCUUCUACAUCUGGCCCACGAAGAUCGAGUAGGCAGAAGCAGUAUGUCUCUUAUAAUGAAGAUGGAAGGGAAGAUGGUAAUGGUGGCAAUUCCUUUGUAGCCCCUAGUAAAAGAUGUAAAGAUGAGUCAUCCUGUAAAGCUGGUAGGUUUGAAGAACCAUCAUGCAGAAUCAGUGCUGAAGGUGUUAAUUUGGAAGACGACGGGACAGGUGUUGCUAAAACCAGACUGAAUAAUGAAGAUGACAUCAUGUAUGAAAAUAAGUUGCCGAAUGGAAAUGAACAGGCCUAUGAAAGUCAACAAGGGACUAGCGAACAUCAGAAGUUCAGGCAUGGAGCUGAAUCAAUUGUUGGGUCAAUUCCUAAGGCCUUUCCUCCUAUGGGAUGUUUUGUUUACCCUGAUCCUGAAUUUGGCAACUUUGAUAAACUCAGAGAUGCAAGUCAAUUUGCUGUUGAUCAGAUAUGGGCAGUGUAUGAUGAUCAGGAUGGGAUGCCUCGAUUCUAUGCUCGAAUUAGGAAGGUCUGCACCCCUGGUUUCCUGCUGCGCUUUACUUGGCUUGAGCACGAUCCUGUAAAUGAAACUGAGUUGACAUGGUCUGAUGCAGAGUUGCCUGUUGCUUGUGGGAACUUCAGACUAGGCAAAUCGGAAUCCACCAAAGAUUGUCUUACGUUCUCUCAUGUUGUUUCAUGGAGAAAAGGGGAAAAGAGAAACUCCUAUGUUAUAUAUCCUAGAAAAGGUGAGGUUUGGGCUCUUUUCAAGGGCUGGAAUAUCUGGUGGAGCACAGAUGCAGACAAGCAUAGGUUCCAUGAAUAUGAAGUAGUAGAAGUCCUCUCAGAUUUUGCAUCGGGAACUGGCAUUAGUGUGAUUCCCUUGGUAAGGAUAGAACAAUCUGUGAGCUUGUUUAUGCGAGCAACGGGAAAGGGAAUGACCUCGUUUGUGAUUCCACCCCAUGAAAUCCUUUGUUUUUCACAUAAUGUUCCUUCAUACAGGUUGAGUGGAACUGAAAGAGAAGGUAUUCCUCAAGGUUCUUUGGAACUUGAUUGUGCAUCACUUCCCAGUAACUUUAGACAGAUGUUUCCUUCUGUUAAUCUUGACAAUGAGACAACAAGAGUUAGAAAGUUGGGUGGGAGCAGCAGUUCAUCUUUAAAUGCCACAAUUGAUAAAGAGGAACCUGUAACCAGUAUAAUGCAGGAAAGAGAGAAGAGGACAAGUCAAGACAUGUUAUCUAAUGGGAUAAACCGAGUUGAUGAUAUGGAACAAAAUCACAUUAGUGAAGGACAGGACGUGAAAACUUGGAAGCAUGUGCAGAAUGAAGCAAAAACACCCAAAGUAGAAAUUAGUGAGAGAGGUGACUCAGAUGCAGAGAAGAUCAAUGACGAUGAUGAUGAUGAUGAUGAUGAUGAUUCCUCAUCAGUACCAUCUUUAAGCCCUGACAUCUAUCACUAUCCUGAUCCAGAAUUUUAUAAUUUUGAACAACACAAGAUGAUCGAAACCGUCCAGUGUGGUCACAUUUGGGCAUUCUAUAGUGAUGUAGAUACAUAUCCCAAGUACUAUGGUUUGGUAAAGAGGACCGAACCGGAACCAAAAGGGCUUAGAGUGCAUAUUACAUGGCUUGAGGCCUGCCCAAUGCUAGAGGAGGAGAGGCGGUGGUCUCGAGAAGGCUUCCCAAUUGGUUGUGGAACAUUUAAGGUUGUUCCUCAAAGCUCGAUAAUUAAGGAGACUAGUACUUUCUCUCAUCUAGUACAGGCCGAACAAACUGGCAAAAGGAACCAUUUUCUAAUCCAUCCGAGCAGUGGAGAAAUUUGGGCGGUGUACAAGAAUUGGAGUGUUGGAUGGGGCCUCCCAGAACUGGAGAAGUGUGAAUAUGAUGUGGUGGAGAUUUGUGAGCGUAGUGGUUGUGGCUUGAAAGUUAAGCCUUUGACAAAAGUAAAUGGCUAUACAUCUGUUUUUAAACCUGAAGAAAAUACGAAUGCAGCAACCGAAUUGGAGAUACCGACAAAUGAAUAUAUUAGAUUCUCUCAUCAAAUACCUGCAUUCAGGCUAACAGAUGAAAAUGGAGGAAAGCUUCGUGGCUACUGGGAGCUCGAUCCUGCUUCCGUGCCUGAUGUUCUACUGAAAAGCUAGGAGAUCAAACUUGAAGCUGCCUGCUGCAGUUUCCGGGGAAAAGCCUUGGAAGUGCUGAUGAAGGUUCCGGUACUGUAACAAAUAUGAUUUUGUUCCCCACUUUAGUACCUGCUCAUACAUCAAGUCGUUCCUUUUUGUUUCUUGUAUAGUUGUUGGCAGGAAUGCUGUUCUGAACAAAUUUUGGAGGGAAGCCUUGGCACUGAUGCUAACGGCCAUUCUCCUAGUUUUGGAUCUUCCUGUGGCAUAUGCCUGCUUUCUUUAUAUGGCUUCUUUU
This is a messenger RNA of Musa acuminata subsp. malaccensis (wild Malaysian banana), 3991 nucleotides long. RefSeq lists its product as uncharacterized. The record is from RefSeq and is a predicted model, not a curated record. Lineage: Eukaryota; Viridiplantae; Streptophyta; Magnoliopsida; Zingiberales; Musaceae.